UAUUCUUUCUCUCUAUAAAAACCAAACCUUAUUACCAAACGGAAGAAACUAAUAAACCUCUUCCUUCUUUUGUACAUACAUAUUCCCUCUUCUCUCUCGUAAUUCGUUUCAUUCUGGUCUUGUCUAGUCCUAUAUUCUCCCACACAUAAUCUCUCUUCGUAACACUCGUAUCGAUUAUAUAUAAAUAUCAUAAAAUUAUAAGGAAGCCAUAUAUAUAUAGGUACGAAGAGAAGAAGUAAGAUAUAUAAUAAAUUAUUAAUGGGAUUCUUAGACAAGCUCUGGGACGAAACUCUAGCUGGGCCCACCCCGGAGACUGGGCUGUCUAAGCUCCGGAAGUAUAACUCCUUCGCCGUUGGCACUAGUAUUAAUAAUAAUAAUAAUAAUAAUAGUUCAAGGGCUCCUCCACCUCCACAGGUGGUGGUUAAUGAUGGGGUUAGUCGGAGCAUCACAAUUCUUAGGACAAAUUCCACACCUCCUCUCAGGACUUUAUCCACUCAUCAAGUUCCGGUUUCCGACCCGGAUUCUCCUUCCGGUCCGUUCAGCAGUGCCCCCUCCACUCCCACCACCCCCGGAACGCCUGGCGAUCAUCAAAAUAUGAAGAAACAUUGGACAAGGAGAAAAUUCCCUGUUGCAGGCGAUGCCUUUGAAGUUGACCGCACUCAUAAUAACCAGACAAGUCCGACUGUUUACCAUUGGUUGUUUUAUAAUUUUAUUAUUACACUAAAGAUUAAUCUGAAUUAAAUUAAUUAGGAUUCACCAAAAAAAAUAAUUGAAAUUAAAUUGUUUUCUCAAUUAGUUGAUAAUUGUUAGACUAGUACUAUAUUUAUUAUUCUUGAACGAUGCUUGAAAUUACACAAUAUAAAUCGUUUCUAAGUUGGUAAUUGGCUUCUCCCAUUGCAGGAUAGUGAUUAGUGCUUUGGAUCGUUGAGAAAGAGAGAAGAAGAAAUUGAUGGUGGAUUUUGCUUUCCCAUACAUCAUCGCUAUGCCACUCUGUUUGUACAUAGAAGGAACCUUUUUGCAGAGACUGUUUCUGCUGCUACUAUAUAUAUAUAUCAUGUACAUAUAUAUAUAUUAAUAAUAAUAAAUAUUAUAAUAAUAAGUCUACAGUUGGUUCAGCCGUGGAAGAAUAGAUAGAGAACCAAUAGUUGCUGUUGUUGUUGUUUGAGUUUUGUGGGAAAGAGGAGUAAGUUUAUAUAUAGCCAUAACUUUCAAUCACCGAUCGAGUUCUUUGUGUGUGUGUGUUUUUCUUUUUCUUUCAUCUUGUAUUGUACAUACAGGGGCUUAUAUUUUAGCUUGAAUAUGUAUAUAUACAUGGGUUGUGGUUUGAAUCCUCUUUCAAUGAAAAACUCAAUAGAAGAGCUUUGGAAAA
This is a messenger RNA of Cannabis sativa, 1369 nucleotides long. RefSeq names its product dormancy-associated protein homolog 4. Lineage: Eukaryota; Viridiplantae; Streptophyta; Magnoliopsida; Rosales; Cannabaceae. The transcript is spliced from 2 exons. The record is from RefSeq and is a predicted model, not a curated record. Bases 259 to 741 code for a protein of 160 amino acids.